Molecule: messenger RNA, 2505 nt
Organism: Cynoglossus semilaevis (tongue sole)
Lineage: Eukaryota; Metazoa; Chordata; Actinopteri; Pleuronectiformes; Cynoglossidae
Product: AP-3 complex subunit sigma-1-like
Exons: 6
Coding region: 567-1148 (193 amino acids)
Biological process (GO): Golgi to vacuole transport; intracellular protein transport
Cellular component (GO): membrane coat; AP-3 adaptor complex
Source: RefSeq, a predicted model, not a curated record
CAGAUCUCAACUUCUUCAAAAAUAAUUUAAAACACUACACUUGAAACAAAUUUGUUCUAUUCUCGUUGAACAAAGGACAUUGAAAUUACAAUUGAUUAAGUAAAAAUUAAAAUAAAUUAGGUUUGCUAUGUCGUCACUGCAAUAACUUUUCGGGUCCCUCACUUUUAGCGCCACUGGAUUGAGCGAUUAAUUGUUCAUACAAACGAGAGCACUGAAAUAAACAAAAAUACGGGCGGUAUUUUAAACUACUCAUCUAAAAUCGAUAUGCGUUAUUUUCUAGCUUGUGAUGCGCAGCCUCGGGCGGAGGGAUGAGAUUUGGGCCAUCGUGGCUGCCGUAGCAGGAGAAGGAGGAGGAGGAGAGCAUAAAUGGUUCUUUGACGUGGAAAAUUUCCGUGAAGUGAGUAACAGCAGCUGCCGCAUUCAAUUCCACGUUCUCCCACAUUCAUCUCAAGUCAUAGACGGGGUUUUCCGGUGUGUCCCGGUCAGUCGUGGGUUCAGGGCAGGAAACAGACUCCAGUCUCCGUCCGACUGAGGCCUCGCUGGUUCCUCGCCUCCUACCUACAGUCAUGAUAAAAGCCAUUCUUAUGUUCAACAACCAUGGCAAACCAAGGCUUUCCAAAUUCUACGAGCACUAUACUAAGGACACAGAGCAGCAAAUCAUCAGAGAAACAUUUCACUUGGUCUCGAAAAGAGAUGAGAACGUCUGUAAUUUCCUUGAAGGUGGAAUGUUAAUUGGAGGAUCAGACUACAAACUGAUCUACAGACAUUAUGCCACACUCUACUUUGUGUUUUGUGUGGACUCUUCAGAAAGCGAAUUAGGAAUUUUGGACUUAAUCCAGGUAUUUGUGGAAACACUUGACAAGUGCUUUGAAAAUGUCUGUGAGCUUGACCUAAUUUUCCACGUAGACAAGGUGCACAACAUCCUGGCAGAGAUGGUGAUGGGUGGAAUGGUCCUGGAGACCAACAUGAAUGAAAUCAUCACACAGGUGGACGCUCAGAACAAGAUGGAGAAGUCUGAGGCUGGAAUUGCAGGAGCACCCGCUCGUGCCGUAUCGGCUGUAAAGAACAUGAAACUUCCGGAAAUGCCCAGAAACAUCAACAUUGGUGAUAUCAACAUAAAAGUGCCAAAUUUACCUUCCUUCAAAUAGUGGCAGCAAGUCCCUGGAUCAGCAGACGUUAGCCAAUGUUUACCAUGAUGCAGUCUGUUUACCAACACCUCAAAGUAACUUUGAUCAAAGGUAUACAUCUUGAAGGUACCGUGUGGUUUGUCACUCCUUGUUUUAGUGUUAUCACUGUGUUUCUCCUUUAAAGAACACAAUGUUUUACGUGAUUUGUCUGUUUUUUUUCCUGUUGGAAGGAACAUUUAAGUAUUUAUUUGUGAGUGGUACAUUCCUUUUGCCUCACUGGAGGCCCAUGGCAUUCAGCUGCUAAAGUUCAGAUUCCUGUCAGUUUGGAAGUGAUAACUUCCACUUAUUCAUAAGUUUACAUAAAGGUGCAAAAAUGGCUGGUAUUAAAGUCUUAGCUAAAAAAAAAAACACUUGAAGAUCUGCUACAGACUGUCAUGUGAUGGCGUAUUUGUAAAAUUAAUGCAUAUAAUAAUUCAGCACGAUUAUUAUAUUGCUUUGUUACAGAAGUCUGAAAAGUAUAUAUGCUGAAAUGAACCUUUCUCUAUUGUUUGUAUGCAAAAUAUUUUUAAAUAAUUUCUCACGUUUUAACAGAUUAUUGUUUGAUUUUAUUCUAUAGCCUUUUUUCUCCUCUUUUUCAAUGUAAUAAACAUUGAUAAAGAUUAACCUCUACCAAAGUGAUGCAAAGGCCAAAGUAUGGAGAAGGAAAGGAUCUGCUUAUGAUCCAAAACACACAAGCUCAUCUGUAAAGCAUGGUGGAGGUAAUGUCAUGGCUUGGGCUUGCAUGGCUGCUUCUGGAACGGGCUCACUUUACUGAGUCAGUCUUUAUUGCUGAUGUAACUCGUGAUGGUAACAACAGAAUGAAUUCUGAAGUCUACAAAACCAUUCUGUCUGGCAAUUUACAGAAAAAUGCAUUCAAACUAAUCGGGAGAAGCUUCAUAAUGCAACAAGACAAUGACCCAAAACACACUGCCAACACAACAAAGAACUACAUCAGGGUGAAACAGUGGAAGUUCUUGGACUGGCCAAGUCAAUCACUGGACUGUAACCCAAUAGAGCAUGGAUUUUCCCUCCUGAAGAGAAGACUGAAGGGAGAAACCCCCAGAAACAAACAGUAAAGGCCUGGGACAGCAUUUCAAAUGAAGAAUGCAACAGCCUGGUGAAGUCAAUGGGUUGCAGGCUUGAUGCAGUUAUUGUAAGUAAGGGUUAUGCCACCAAAUAUUAAAUGUUAUUCACUUUAAGUUAAUUUAAUAAUGUCUGUUCCAAUACUUUUGCUCACUUGAAAGGUGGGUGGGGUCAAAGAAAAGGUGCUCUGUCCUGAGUUGUUUAACACAUCUAGAUCAAUAGGUCAAUACCAUAAAAUAAAAUCUGGAAUUCUGAA